This is a messenger RNA of Talaromyces proteolyticus, 1816 nucleotides long. Its product is annotated as general substrate transporter. Gene Ontology annotation, cellular component: membrane. Lineage: Eukaryota; Fungi; Ascomycota; Eurotiomycetes; Eurotiales; Trichocomaceae. The coding region runs from base 64 to 1659 and encodes 531 amino acids. Gene Ontology annotation, biological process: carbohydrate transport; transmembrane transport. The transcript has 6 exons. Gene Ontology annotation, molecular function: carbohydrate:proton symporter activity. The record is from RefSeq and is a predicted model, not a curated record.
UUUAGCAUUACUUUCCAAAGACCAUCCAGCUAUUAAUUUGGCUCUUAUCUACAAUUUGAAAAAAUGUGGCCUUUACGGACGGGCAACCAUGUUGAUUGUGUACACAAUGGCUUUAUAUCUUGUUUUCUCAUAUCACUAGGAACAAUUGCCUUUGGCUACCCAUCUGUUAUUGUUGCUUCGACGCUAGCAAAGCCAUCCUUUUUAAAAUAUAUGGGCCUUGGUGACGAGAAUGGAAUCUACCAUGAUAAGGAAGGGAUGGCAGGAACCAUUACUAGUGUCUUCCAGGCAGGUGCUGUGGUAGGCAUUCUAUGCGGUUGUGAGAUUUCCGACCGCUUUGGACGAAAGAAUGCGCUGCUCUAUUGCUCCAUUAUCUCAAUAAUCGGCGGCAUUGGAGUUACUGCGGCCCAGAACAUGGCCAUGUUGUUGGUAUUUCGAUUCUUUGCCGGUGCCGGCAGUUUUGCGUACUUGGCUCUGGCACCGGGAUACAUCUCCGAACUUGCUACGCCCAACAUGCGGGGUUUCUUUGGAGGCCUUUGCGGUGUCUUUCUCGGAUUCGGCUAUUGUUGCGGGGGUUUUAUGGGUCUGGCCUUCUAUUAUGCUCAGAAUGAAGCCUUGCAAUGGCGAGGACCUUUCGGGAUUGGAAUCAUUUGGCCCCUGAUAACUCUAAUUGUUUGCCCCUUUAUUCCCGAGUCACCCCGUUAUCUGUUGAUGAAGAAUAAGCCUGAUGUAGCCUGGGAGGUUAUGGCUCAGCUUCGUGCCGGCCCUGGAGAAGAUGGUCAUAUGUUCGCGUUGGCCGAGUUCUCUCAGAUGAAACAGCAAGCUGCAUUCGACCGUGCCUUGGACGGGUCAUGGAUGCAGCUGAUUAAGAAGCCAUCAUAUAGGAAACGCGUGAUUCUAGCUUCGGGAGUUUCCUUUCUUGGCCAGAGUACGGCGGUGUUAGUCCUCAAUAACUAUGGUCCAAUUUUUUACUCCGCCCUUGGCUUCGACACACGCGACCAACUUAUUCUUGCUGGCGCCAGAGAUACCAUUGCAUUUCUCGGAAAUAUUGUCGGCGCUGUUCUUUUAGAUAAUGUCGGAAGACGGCGUAUGCUGCUCACUGGGUUCGGCGGCUGCCUCGUCACCCUAUGCGUCUUCGCGGCGACGGUCGCUGAGGUUGAAAAGCACCAUAGCAUGGGGACUGUAGGGGUUGGCAUAACGGCGCUGUUUGCGUUUCUGGUCUUUUUUGCAAUGGGUGUUGACGCCCCGACCUACGUCUUUAUGAGUGAGAUAUUCCCCAGCCAUAUGAGAUCUAAAGGGAUGGCUGUUGCCAUUGCAAUAUAUGCAUUGUCGGCAAUUGUCUACCUACAGGUUACUCCUAUGGCUGUUAGUAGCAUUGGGUGGAAAUACUUCCUGGUCUUUAUAUGCAUUACUGCUGUUGGCUGGGUGUGGAUGUAUUUCGAAAUUUUCGAAACUAAAAAGAUUCCAUUGGAAGAAAUGGGCGAGAAAUUCGGUGAUGCGGAUGAGGUGGUUGUCCAUCUGUCGGAGACGUUGGCGGAAGCGGACUCGAAGCGACAAGUCGUUCACCCCGAGGAGCCACAGAAAGAAGGGAAACAAGUUCCCGCUGAGCAUCUAGAGUACUCCAAUAAGUCAUUGACUAUCUCAGAGCCGCGUGCUGAAUGAUGCAAGAAAAGAGUGUUGAUUCUCGUGGUUAGGUACCACAUGAAACCUUGGUUGGAAAGAAGAGGUGUUCAGGUUCGUUUAUUCUCAUAGGAAUAUAGCAGAUUAUAUUGACCUACUAUUGAAACUAUGCCAGCAUAUUAACACAUGUUGACCAUAG